Messenger RNA from Suillus paluster, 553 nucleotides. RefSeq lists its product as uncharacterized. Lineage: Eukaryota; Fungi; Basidiomycota; Agaricomycetes; Boletales; Suillaceae. The transcript has 3 exons. The record is from RefSeq and is a predicted model, not a curated record. The coding region runs from base 122 to 418 and encodes 98 amino acids.
GUUGACGAUAUGCGCAAGACUGCAUGAGAGAUUACUUGUGUACAGAACAAUCCUAUAUGUCUAUUGCCUCUUCCUUCGUCAUGUACCCGUUACCGUCAACAUUGAUUGAGGGAUCGUCCAAAUGCUCUUCAUGCUCCUCUCUAUUGUUGCCUCCAUCGCCUUUCUCUCGAGUGACCUUUGGAGACCUUUCAGUAACAUCCUGCAGGAUGUGCUUCAAGUACCCGAGGAUCUUCCGCAGCUCACUCUGCUGCGCGACGAUAGAAUUCCUGCUCACCCUCACCAUCCCAGUGUGAGUCAUGGUGAUAAAGAUCCAAGUGUAUCCGUCAGAAGCGACACCAUAGGUGUUUUGGGCGCGCAGAACCACUGGAAUCUCCAGGUGCGUGGUGGGAAGGAAGUUAGCAACCCUGUUUAUUACUAAAUUUCUGACUAGUAUAUCUGCAAACCGUCAUCCUUAUUGAUGAUUCCACAGAUCAAGAUGCUGCAAGAACGCUCCAAGUGUCAGAUGAUGAGCUUUCUGACCGCUACAAAAUUCGGGACAUCGUUGACGCUACUC